Molecule: messenger RNA, 384 nt
Organism: Malus domestica (apple)
Lineage: Eukaryota; Viridiplantae; Streptophyta; Magnoliopsida; Rosales; Rosaceae
Source: RefSeq, a predicted model, not a curated record
AUGUGGAGACUGCUGUCCAUGACAUGCUGUCCAUGGUGCAGGAAAUCCCUAACGGGGCUAACUCUGAGCAACAAUGGCGGAAGGUUAGGGUUAGGGCUUGUCCCGGUCCGCGGAUUGAAGACCUUAACGCUGCCGGACCUGCCCUACGACUAUGGGGCACUAAAGCCCCACAUUAGCGGAGAGAUCAUGCAGCUCCAUCACCAGAAGCACCACAAGACCUACGUCACCAACUUCAACAACGCCCUCGAGAACCUCCAUCAGGCCAUGAACAAAGGGCAGCCAUCCACCGUCGUCGAGUUACAGAGCGCCAUCAAAUUCAACGGCGGUGGUUCGCUUUUAAUGUGCUACAUUGUACUUGAUUUUGAUUUUAGGCUUAAGGCAUGA